UUAAGCAUUAUUAUAGUGAUAUUGACUAGCUUAAUCUCAAACUAUACUCUGUUUUUAACAAAAUGAUGGAGCUUUUGACAUCAACAAAAGUUAGCUUCUAUAUAAUAAUUCAAAUUUCAAUUGAGUUUAUGAUUUUCUUUUCCGUAAAAUAGAUUUUGUUUAGAGUUCUUCAUUUUUUAUUUUUAUUUUUUCUAAAAGGGGACCAUAAGAGAUUGGAUGGCCCAUUAACCCAAUAUUUUCACUCCACCACAGCCGAAUCCGCAAUAAUUUUUUGACUCCACCAACACAAAAAGGCAAAAGUUUCAUUAAUUCAGCCGGCGUGAAAUGGCGGUUUCGCUGCAAUUCCCAGUCUCAUCUUCAAUAAAAACAAUUGCUCCUUCUCCAACCUCCGUACAACCGAAAGCUGCACCUGUCAGUCGCCGUCUUUUUUAUUUCCCUUCCAAAACUACACCUUUUCUCAAAUUCAGCGGCAACUUAAACAAAAACCGAUUCUUUCCUGUCAAGGCCAUCGACCAAAACAAAGAGAGCGUGGAAGAGCCGGAGACCGCAAAGGAAGUGGAAGCAGAUGCUUCGGCGAGUGAAGAAAGCAAGUUGAGCGAGAUAGGAGCGGAGAUUAAGAAGGCGAUGAAGGAGAGAGAAGGGAACGGUAAUAAUCUUGCGGGCGGAGUGGCGGAGGAGAUAAGGGAAAUCGAGUGGCCUGCGUUUGGAAAAGUGUUGGGGACCACCGGCGUUGUGCUUGGGGUCAUUGCUGGGUCUAGUGUCGUUUUACUUACUGUUAAUGCCGUUUUAGCCGAGCUUUCUGAUAGGGUUUUUGCUGGCAAAGGUAUCCAAGAUUUCUUCAGCUGAUGAUAUUUAUUGGAAUAUAACUUUUUAUUUUUAAUUACAGUUGUCAAUGGAAUUUCUUAUAUCUGCUAAUUCAUGCCAAAAAUAAACGAAAUUUGGCUAAGAAACAAAUAGAUUUGCUGAAUACUUAUAUGCCAGCAUAUUCAUGGAGAAAUUUAAUGUUGCA
This is a messenger RNA of Durio zibethinus, 1009 nucleotides long. Its product is annotated as preprotein translocase subunit SECE1-like. Gene Ontology annotation, cellular component: chloroplast thylakoid membrane. The record is from RefSeq and is a predicted model, not a curated record. NCBI's taxonomy places the organism in Eukaryota, Viridiplantae, Streptophyta, Magnoliopsida, Malvales, Malvaceae.